Molecule: messenger RNA, 2799 nt
Organism: Cercospora beticola
Lineage: Eukaryota; Fungi; Ascomycota; Dothideomycetes; Mycosphaerellales; Mycosphaerellaceae
Source: RefSeq, a predicted model, not a curated record
AUGUCUGGAACCAGAAGAAGUGCUCGUCUGCAGAAAGCACCCCUCGAGUACACGACCAGCGUUGACCCGGUGGCCAUCGAGAGAGCGGCCAGUGCUGCUCGUCGUAGAGCCCAAGCUGCGGCAGUCGGCAGCCCUCGGCCUCGGGCGACUACGCAGAAUCGCGGUCGCGGAGCCCGAGGUAAGCGGAGGGGAACGGGAGGUCGUGCGGCAAGGGGAGGCCGUGGAGCACGAGCAGGUCGGGGAGCAAGAGGAGGUCGAGGCGGCAGAGGUGGCACCGCUGCACCAGGACCCUCCGUUCCGACUUCAACUCCCCUGCCCAGUUCACCGCCGCUGCCGAGUUCACCGCCACUGCCUACUGGAUACGUGAACAACCCGGCCACGCCCGAUGUCCCAACAUCAACCACCGACCAAGUGACGACUCCCUCCGGUCCAAAUGCCACUGCACCGUCAGCCUCGGUGGAACGGAAUGGCACCUCACAACAACCUGAUGAAGCAAUCUCAAGAGCAUCAGCAGAAGCUGGAAAUGCUGCCCACAGCACUCCCACCCGCACAUCCCCAGCGUCCAGGCCCGGUCCCAAUACCUCCUCACCCACAGGAGCGAGAGGCCCUACACCAGGCCCUUCUAGACAGCAAGCCGGACGAGCCAACCUUGCCGAUUCGGAGGCCGCCCAGGACCUCACUGCCGAGAACUUUUGCUCCAAGCUUGCCACAUUGUUGGAAAAUUGGAGACAGCAAGCUGUGGAACACGCACCCAAUCUUCUUGAGGACCCCGCAACGGCUGGUGAAGGCCUCUUGGGCACGACGAUCUGGCGUGCCAUUGCCGCGGUCACGGAGGCGAUGCCUUUUCAAUUUUCAUUGUUCGACCCGAUCGCAAUCAGCGCAGGGCUGAUGACCCCAGAUCUGCAAGUCCAAAGGGCAACGAAUCCAGGCAAUGAGUGCUUUCUCGUUCGCACAGAUGGCACAAACGGACUGAUACAUCACUCUUUGUACUUCUUGAAAAGGACCGGAGGUUCCUCCUUCGAAAUUCGAAGCUACGAUUCUGCCAGGGGUAGUUGGCAUCGCAGGGACAGUACCACCAAGGCCGACCAAUUUCGUCAAGCUCUCAUUGCGCUUGGCUGGUAUCGAAACGACCCAGCACUUGCUGUGGCGCCAGGGGCGACGCAGUCGGACCCGCCAGCUCGACAGGCAAAUGGCCGGGAGUGUGGCCUAUACGUGAUCAUAUACGCGUGGGCUAUUGCAUUAGGCUUGGAAGACUCUCUUGCCACAUUCACAGGCAUUACGAGACAAGCCGAUUUCAACGCACGUGCCGUGGACCUGAUCAACCUGGCGCUGCAGGGCUAUUGCAGCAGCGAGACAAUCGAAGCAUUCCUGAAAUGCUUUGGUAUUGUGGAAGCGAACGCAACGAUUCCUAGCGAGCGCCAAUUUGACCGGACUGAGCCCUUCCUGACAGAAGACCAUUUGCGGCACUACAUUGCACGACGGAGAAUCGAAGGCGAUCUUUACAACAUAAACGGGGACUUACCAAGCGUUGACGAAAUGCUCGCAAAGAUCGAGGACUCGAAUCCGGGAUUUCAAUCUUCACUGGUCGAACGCACUGCCGAGGAGGUAAUGGAAGAGUUUAGCAUUGCCUUGUCUCUGCUAGAGACCAGCCCCGAACCGCGAGCAUCUGUGGCCGAGGCUGGACCAUCCACGCAUCCGGGGUCAUCGGGCAGUGGGCAAGAGCGUCAGUCGACUCCACGAAAGCGACACCACGAAGGCGGGAUCGGAUCAGAGAGUCCCAAACGGCGGAAGGAGGAUGGUUCGGUACAGACCUCGGGCAAUCCGAGCAGUUCGAGCCCUCAAGCUCGAACAGGGCAGGAAGUUGAUCAGCCCGUGGAGGUUGAUACCCGGACAACAUCAGACCGCGACACAGCAGCAGCCACUGACACUAAUGUUCGCUCACCGCAUGUGGCUCCAGACGAAGUGCGUAGUGCAGCAGGUCACGGUAGGGACAGUUCCCGACUAUCCUCGAAUACUCCGGAUAACAACAAACAGAGCUCUUCUUCCCGUGGCGACACACCCCGCAAGGAUGGGCACGACAAUGACACUGCUCCAAAACGCGAGCCAGUUUCCGGCGGUUCUGCCGCUGCCGUUGAUACUGAUGCAUCCAACCGAACACCCUCAAACGGUAGUGGUGUAGCACAUGAUGGAUCAUCAACACAUCACACUCCAGCACAGCCAACAACAACGCCAUCCGCUCAGCUAUCCGAUGUUCUCCUCUCAAACCUAGAAGCCACCCCGCACACACCAUCGCCACGAAAUGCAAGUCCUCCGCAUGCAGGAUCCGACUCCUGGGCCAACGACCUGCCCCUAGGCGCAGAUGAUGAUCUCUUCGGCGAUGACGAAGACUUAUACACAAGCACUCCCCGUCCACCCCGGUCCCUACAGCUAGAUUCACAGCUCAGAUCACCUACUCUCGCACUGCCACCCCCAACACCUCGCAACACCGCGCCUUCCCCACAGUUGAGCGAAGGCUUCGAGCCGACUAGGAAUAGUGAAGAUAGUUGGGAUCAGGAUUUCGCGGAUUCAGACGACGGGCUCGGAGGACAGGCUUCGGACGGUGAAGAAGAAGACGAGGGUGAAGGGGGUAUCGCGGCGCUCCUGCAGAGUCACGGGGUUGAUAUUGAAGUAAACGGGGAAGCAAGGAUUGCCGAGAACGACGAUGAGGAUGAGGAGGAGGAGGAGGACCAGCGAGAGUAAUAUUAGAUGAGCAGUAAUAUCAAACAAUUCUUGUCUUUUGAUUCUGCGGCCCGUUCAUCG